Rhodotorula toruloides NP11 is the source of this 888-nucleotide messenger RNA. Its product is annotated as SAP30-binding protein, transcriptional regulator protein HCNGP. The transcript is spliced from 6 exons. The record is from RefSeq and is a predicted model, not a curated record. The coding region runs from base 1 to 888 and encodes 295 amino acids. NCBI's taxonomy places the organism in Eukaryota, Fungi, Basidiomycota, Microbotryomycetes, Sporidiobolales, Sporidiobolaceae. Gene Ontology annotation, cellular component: nucleus. Gene Ontology annotation, biological process: regulation of DNA-templated transcription.
AUGCAGAACCUCGCUGGGUACGGCAGCGACUCGGACUCCGACAGUGAACGAGAUGGACGGGCAGCGAGUGCCGUGGCGGGUUCUUCGGGCGCAAGGUUGCAGGCUACAUCUGACCCUGCGACCGCUCCUCCAGCCGCCUUGAACCGGAUCAAAGGCGCCGCCUCGCGCUCGCAAUCUCCUCUCGUCGGCGUCCGUCUCCCAACCUCGACGACGAACUCGCCCAGACCUUCGCCUAUUGCACUCGGCAAACGACGAGAGUCGUCGAGUAGUCCGCCGCGCUUCGAACGGGAAGGGCAAGACGGGCGGGGAGAGGCGGGACGGAGACAGGCUUCAACGGAUUACGGCUCAGAGGAUGGAUCGCGGCCCGUUCCGAGCGUCAGGCUGGACACGCUGGCAGAGUUUGGCAUCCCUCCGGUACCGACAGGGCCAUGCAAGCCAUCCGUCGAGGCGAAACUCACCAACUUCCACAACCUGCGUGUCUCCCGAGGCCUGCACUUCAACGACUCCCUGCACGCGUCGAAAGCGUUCCGCAACCCUCGCAUCUACGCCAAGCUGGUCGACUUCGUCGAUGUCGACGAGACGGGCACGAACUGGAACAAGGAGAUCUGGGAUCCGAAGAACAUCGGUGCGGACGCUUCGGCGACGCGGAUAGCCGAACUGCAAAAGCUCCGCUCUGAAGCAAAACAAGCUACAGCAGGCCAGCGCACUUCAAUCGCCUUCACCGCUCCCUCCACUUCUGCCUCUCAUUCUCGUGACGACGACCGGUCAAGACAUCGAGAUGACCGGGACCGGCCGAGGGAGAAGGAGCGGGAUCGAGGGAAGGAGAGCAAGCGGAGUCGAUGGGACCGCGACGUGAGGGACAGGAGUCGAAGUCCUAGGAGGCGAUAG